AUGCGAGAAAAUGUGAUUAAUACUAGGGCGUGCCCCCAAAGCGACGAGAAGAACCAUGCAGCCCACAUGCCAAAAGUCCGCAUAGUUUGUUGGAAUGUGGGCUCCAUGACAGGACGCAGCUUAGAACUAAGCGAAGUGUUGCUCAGAAGACGCAUCAGCAUCUGCUGUAUACAGGAGACGAAAUGGAAGGAGUCUAAAGCGCGCAAUAUUGCGUAUGCUCCACAAACAGGGUUGCCACAAGCAGAAAAACAAACUUUCUGGGACGAUCUUCACAAUCUGACUCAAUCCAUACCAAAAACGGAGUCAAAAUACAUCGGAGCAGAUUUUAAUGGGCACGUGGGACAAAUCACGAACGACUCCUUUAGGGAAAUUCACGGUAACAAGGGUUAUGGGGAUAAAAACUCCCAGGGUGAUGAUAUUUUAUAUUUCGCGUACACAUUUAAUAUGGCAAUUGUCAACACCUUCUUCACCAAACCAAACGAACACUUAAUAACAUAUUCUUAUAUAUAUUAUAUAUAUUAUUGGAGACAAAUGCACACAGGUGGAUUACAUCCUAGCGGACAGGAAACAUCAACAAACAACAAAAAUGGC
Molecule: messenger RNA, 591 nt
Organism: Brenthis ino (lesser marbled fritillary)
Lineage: Eukaryota; Metazoa; Arthropoda; Insecta; Lepidoptera; Nymphalidae
Source: the annotation of a GenBank genome assembly